UGAAACGUUCAAACAAUAAAUAUUCAUGACUUUAAGGCUAAACUAGAUGACUGUAGGUAUGGAGACAGAAUCGAGCAUAGCUCUUUUCCCGUAAAACUCAACUAGGUAACACAGUAAAUUAAACACACAGGACACGUCAGAGAAAACAAGUAUGGCACACCUGAAGGUCAUGGUGAAGCUUAGCUAAAGUCAAUGUCAUUGUUGCUAAUCCGAACAUAGGUUAUAACUCAUAUUUCAUCAUGGCCUUGCAAGACGCACACAGAACAAUUUCCUCGAAUUUUACGCUUGGAUGUGAACAUUAUCGACGAAAAUGUAAACUAGUCAGCCCUUGUUGCAAGCAAAACUAUAUCUGUCGCUUUUGCCAUGAUGAAAGUGAGAACCAUCCUCUGGACCGGCCAAAUAUUACAGAAGUGGAGUGUCUUGUUUGUGAGCAGACACAACCAUUGUCACAGAAUUGUGGAAGUUGUGGCAUAAUAUUUGGGAAUUAUUUUUGUGAAAAGUGCAAGUUGUUUGGUGAUGAGGAUUUAGGGAUGUACCAUUGUGAUGGCUGUGGCCUGUGUCGAGUUGGCGGCAAAGACAAGUUUUUCCACUGUGAUAUUUGUGAUCUUUGUCUUCCCACAAACAUAAGAACCUCUCAUAAGUGCAUUGCCAAGAUGGGGAAGGGAAACUGUCCUGUCUGUCUUGAGGACAUCCACACUUCAAGAAAUGUGUCCCACAUUCCUCCAUGCAGCCACCUCAUUCAUCGCCCUUGCUUUGAUGACCUCAUUUCAGCUGGAUUCUAUGCUUGUCCAGUCUGUGGUGCUUCUAUGUUUAAGAUGGAUGAGGUAUGGGAAUCACUAGAUGCUGAAAUCAGAGACACAGCUAUGCCUGGCGAGUACUCUGACCUUUACUGCAAUGUGCUGUGUCGAGACUGUAAUAAGGAAUGUCUGACAAUGUUCCAUGUUCUGGGCAACAAGUGUUUGAAUUGUGGCUCUUACAACACAGUGCGAGCUAAAGGAGGUCUCUGCCGUCGAGAGAAAGAACAAACAACUCUACUACAAGAAGAUCCUGAGUACCAAGGUUCUGAGUCAAGAGGUGCUGAAGGUUUCAGUAAUGAAAGUGAUGAUAGUGGAACUUGUGUUCGCCACUGCCAUCUCUCCACAAAGUCUUGGUCGUAUCGUUAUGGAAACCUGUAAUGCCAUCAUCACUGUAUUGAAGGAGCAUAUUAAGAUCCCCAAAACAUCAGAAGUUAGAAGUUGCUGCAGCAUUUGAGAGGACUUGGCAGUUUCCCCAUUGUAUCGGGGCGAUCGAUGGGAAGCAUGUGCAAAUUAAGAAACCUUGUGGUUCUGGUUCAUACUACUACAACUACAAACAGACAUUCAGCAUUGUGUUAAUGGCUGUUGUUAAUGCCAGAUAUGAAUUUAUGAUGGUUGAUGCAGGUGCCAAUGGUAGAGUAUCGGAUGGUGGGGUGUUUGGAAACACAAAAUUUGGUAAGAGGCUGAAAGAAAAGCAGUUAAAUAUUCCAGAACCAAACGCCAUGCCUGGGUGCCCUGGAGUUAUGCCAUAUGUAUUCGUCGCAGACGAUGCCUUUCCUUUACUGGAUAACCUCAUGAAGCCCUUUGCACACAGACAAAUGACAAAAUCACAAGCUAUCUAUAAUUACAGACUGUCACGAGCUCGACGGAUUGUUGAAAAUGCCUUUGGAAUAAUGUCAUCACGAUUUAGAGUUCUUUUGUCUUCCAUUAAUGUGUGUCCAGCAAAAGCUUCAACAAUAGUAAGGGCAUGUUGCUAUCUUCAUAACUACUUAAGGAAACGAAACGUGCAAGCAUAUCUAGAUACCGGAUUUGGUGUAGACGAUGUGAGUAGGACGCAGGCACCAACAUGUUCUCGUAAUGCUACUUCGUCUGCUAAGACUGUAAGGAAUACAUUUUGUAAUUACUUCAAUAACGAAGGAUCUGUUUCUUGGCAGGAGUCUAGGAUUGACAUGUAAUGCAAAAUCAUUUGUGUAUUCUAUAAUCUUUGUCAAUGUCAAAAUCAUGGAUUACACUAUUUGACUGCCAACUUUUGUUUGAUUAUAUAACAUUAUAUACAUAUGUUAACAAAAGUUAUUUAUAUGCCUAUGUUAUCAAAGGUUAUGUAUUAUGUCCCUGGUGCUAUUUGUCACUUACAUUGGCUUUAGGUAAUGAAUAAGAA
Molecule: messenger RNA, 2172 nt
Organism: Portunus trituberculatus (swimming crab)
Lineage: Eukaryota; Metazoa; Arthropoda; Malacostraca; Decapoda; Portunidae
Gene: Rchy1
Product: RING finger and CHY zinc finger domain-containing protein 1-like
Exons: 9
Coding region: 240-1175 (311 amino acids)
Biological process (GO): protein ubiquitination; ubiquitin-dependent protein catabolic process
Cellular component (GO): nucleus
Molecular function (GO): zinc ion binding; ubiquitin protein ligase activity
Source: RefSeq, a predicted model, not a curated record